Messenger RNA from Dalotia coriaria, 2245 nucleotides. RefSeq lists its product as uncharacterized. The transcript has 9 exons. The record is from RefSeq and is a predicted model, not a curated record. Gene Ontology annotation, cellular component: filamentous actin; adherens junction; stress fiber. Gene Ontology annotation, biological process: actin cytoskeleton organization; muscle structure development. Lineage: Eukaryota; Metazoa; Arthropoda; Insecta; Coleoptera; Staphylinidae. The coding region runs from base 109 to 2040 and encodes 643 amino acids. Gene Ontology annotation, molecular function: actin binding; muscle alpha-actinin binding.
CAUGCAUGGAUCCAGUCCCGAAUUAACAAUGAGGCGAUCAACAACGUAACAGUGACCCGAAAAGAUUAAUUUAACAUUUAUUCACUUAGAAAUUAGGAAUUAAUAAAAAUGGCUAUUGAAUUGCGAUUGAUCAAAGAUGAUUCUGCAACUUCAUGGGGAUUUCGUUUAGUGGGUGGUGCAAAUUUUGAAAUACCACUAAGCACUAUCAAGGUUGUGGAAAAUUCGAUAGCUGAAGAAUGUGGUUUACAAGUCGGAGAUGUUAUUGUAAAAAUUAACGAUGAUGACAUUACUGCUUUGACACACGCGCAGGCUCACGAUAGAAUAAUUCAAGCUGGAAAUGAAUUAACAUUCACAAUAAUAAGAUGUGAAAUUUCGGACGUUUUGCGUUCUUUAAUUAAUGAUGAACAAGAAGAAAUUGAAGAUGUUAACCACGAAGUUGAAAGUUUACUAGAAGGUUCUGUUCCUAUUGAUUAUCCGGAGAAAACAAUUGAAGAUCUUAUCAGAGAUACAACUGAAGCUGAAUGUGCACUGCCUAAACACGACUUAAAUUUAACUGAUGAAGAUAUACACAAUAUUAUUAAUCCGGAAAUUGUCACGAGGAAAGAAAAAUGUGAGAUAAAACCAAUCGGACCUCCUGCAAAGGGUAAACUUGAAGCGCCACAAGUUUUACAACCGGAAGUUCAAGAAAAUAUAGUGGCCAAAGCAGAAAUUACAACAGAAAAUGUAAAAUUUAUGCAAUCGCAAGUAAUUCAAGAAAUAAAUAACAAUUUAAGAGACGGUAACACUGAUGGUGAAAAAAGGUGGUCAACGUUUCUGCAAAAACCGCAAAGGGCAGCACCUCUACUAAAACCACAAUUUCAAGUUCAAAAGUCAACUUACAGAGUAAAAAUUCGCACUAAAAAAGAUUUGGAAGCAGAACGAAUUGCUAAACAACUGGAAUUGGAAGCUGAAGCUCUUAGACAACAAAAACUAGCUGAACAGGAAGCUUUGGGAGAACAAGGAAUUAAAAAGGAAGAAAACGAAUCUUCUGACGAUGAAAUAUCAUCAGAUUCAAGUUUUACUUUUUCGGAUAGUGAUAAUAUCACUGAGAGUACAAUUACUUUUACACCUAGUGGAACUGAACCAACAAUUUCAUUCACAGAAAGUUUAAAUUCUUUGGAAGAAAAACUUGAACAAGUAAAAGAACAGCUGCAAAUCUACAAUGUCGAAUUAGUGCCGGACGCAUUACAGAAAAUGUUAACCAAAAUUGCGUCGCAGUUAGAAAAAAUUGUCAAAGUUGUGAAACCGCAAGCACAAAACCUUCCGGUUCAAAAUGGCGACGCUACAGACGACGAUAAUUACGAUGAUUUUAGCGACGACGAUGACGAAAGCAGUAUCGCAAGUUUCGAUUCACGCAUCAGUUCGCCAACACCGUCAACGCCUUCAUAUCAAGGCACUGAGCCCACAUUGACGUUUACUUCCUACUCGAUAAUGAGUGAUCCACCAUCGCCAUCAACUCCAGAGGGCACCGAACCAUCUCUGACUUUCAGCGACGGCCAUGACGAUGUCGCCGAGUGUGAUCGUACAGAGUAUGACGUGACGGAGAUGCAGGAAUAUCAAGAGGAUGUCAAGAUUGAUGAUCAAAACGUCACAAAGGAGGAAAAAACGAAUAAAAAAGAAAAGGCGUCAAAAAUGGAUAGUGAACCACAAGGACCUCUCGUGCGACCAAUUAUUUUGCCCGGUGGGCGGAAGUGGUGCGCGCCGGAUGAUGCCACCCGCGGCGCCUCCACCCGUCGCCAUGCUAGUCUGACGGACGAGCGUAUCGACGCGACCAUCAGUUCGUUUUAUGAAAAAAUCGACGGCAAAACCGUCGGAAUUAACUUCCUGAAGUACCAACCACCGCCAAAGAACUUAGACCACUUGAAAAACUCCGAGGUUUACAAAAUGGUGCACAACAUGGGGCCAGAUACAGACACAGGCAUCUUCACUCGACCUGAAAAAGUUAUAUCCGGGCAGGAUUAUCACACGAAUACCAAUUCUGGAUCACCUAUACAAUUUUAAAUGGAAACGGAGAUUCAUAUUAAAUUUAUUCAUAAAUUAUUAUAAUAAGUUAAAAAUUUAACUUCAUAUGUAAUUACUGUUUGAGAAUUACUUUGAAUAUCUACGAGUUGAAACUUAUAGAAAAAUAUUCUAUACUUUAAUAAAUACUAGAAGUUCCGGGAUACUUUGAACUCCCUCAUCAAUAAAUGUUGUUAAAGAUUAAUAA